Pelobates cultripes (western spadefoot toad) is the source of this 13401-nucleotide messenger RNA. NCBI's taxonomy places the organism in Eukaryota, Metazoa, Chordata, Amphibia, Anura, Pelobatidae. The record is from the annotation of a GenBank genome assembly.
CGCUCUGUGGUGGCUUGUGAUUGGUCGGAGGUCACAGCGGCAGCCAAUCAGGGACGGUUUCGGGGGAGCGCUGAGUGCUGAUGUGUGAUCCCGGCUCGCCGUCUCCCAGUCUGUCACAGCGCACGGCCGCAGCAUGCCUUAUCACCGCACCUGGGAGGAGUUCGCCCGGGCCGCAGAGAAACUCUACCAGGCCGACCCCAUGAAGGUGAGGGAGAGACAGGCCGGAACUACAACUCCCAUCAUACCCUGCGAGCUGGGGGGAGAGAGAGAGCGUACUGGGGGGGAGAGAGAGAGAGAGCAUACUGGGGGGGCACACUGGGGGGGAGGGAGAGAGCAUACUGGGGGGAGAGAGAGAGACACCAGUAGAGAGAGAGCAUACUGGGGAGAGAGAGAGAGACACAAUUGGGAGAGAGAGAGAGCAUAAUUGGGGGGAAGAGAGGAGAGAGAGCACACUGGGGAGAGAGAGAGACACUGGGGAGAGAGAGAGAGAGAGUUAAUACCGGGGGAGAGAGAGCAUGGGACUGGGGAGAGGAGAGUAUUAAUACCGGGGAAGAGAGAGAGCAUACUGGGGGAAGAGAGAGAGAGAGCAUACUGUGGGGGAGAGAGAGAGAGAGACACUGGGGAAGAGAGAGAGAGACAUACUGGGGAGAGAGAGAGAGCAUACUGGGGGUAGAGAGAGAGAGAGCACAAUUGGGGGGAAGAGAGAGAGAGAGCAUACUGGGAGAGAGAGAGAGAGAGAGAGCAUACUGGGGGAGAGAGAGAGGAGAGCAUAAUUGGGAGAGAGAGAAAGACACUGGGGAGAGAGAGAGAGCGCAUACUGGGGAGAGAGAGAGAGCCAAGAUACUGGGAGAGAGAGAGAGAGCAUACUGGGGGAGAGAGAGAGAGAGCACACUGGGGAGAGAGAGAGAGCAUACUGAGGGAGAGAGAGAGAGCAUACUGGGGGAGAGAGAGAGCAUACUGGGGGAGAGAGAGAGAGAGCAUACUGGGGGAGAGAGAGAGAGCAUACUGGGAGAGAGAGAGAGAGAGCAUACUGGGGAGAGAGAGAGAUACUGGGGAGAGAGAGCAUACUGGGGGGGAGAGAGAGAGAGAGCAUACUGGGGAGGAGGAGAGAGCAUACUGGGAGAGAGAGAGAGCAUACUGGGGGAGAGAGCAUACUGGGGGGGAGAGAGAGAGACACUGGGAGAGAGAGAGAGCAUACCGGGGGGAGAGAGAGAGAGAGCAUACCGGGGAGAGAGAGAGAGACACUGGGGAGAGCAUGACUGGGGAGGGAGAGACAUUGCACUGGGGGAGAGAGCAUACUGGGGAGAGAGAGAGCAUACUGGGGAGAGAGCAUACUGAGGGGGAGAGAGCAUACUGGGGAGAGAGAGAGCAUACUGGGGAGAGAGAGAGAGACACUGGGGAGAGAGAGAGCAUACUGGGGGAGAGAGAGCAUACUGGGAGAGAGAGAGAGAUACUGGGGGAGAGAGAGAGAGAGCAUACUGGGGAGAGAGAGAGAGAGCAUACUGGGGGGGAGAGAGAGAGAGCAUACUGGGGGGGGAGAGAGAGAGAGCAUACUGGGGGGGAGAUAGAUACUCUGCAUGGUAGGGUUAGGCAAUCUUCUGCACUCCACGUUACAUCUCCCCUGAUGUUUUUGAUGUAAGAGCAUUCUGGGUGAUGUAGUACUCAACAUCUGGAGUGCUGGAGGUAGCAUAUCUCCUGCUCUGUGUCGAGGAAUGGAUUGAUAAACAGUAGAGACCACCCACAGGCAGUUCAUCUGCAAGUGCUGUGGUUGCUAUGGUAACUCAGCCGGUGCUGUUAGCGCGGACUAAGACAUAUAGGAAUGGAGUGACUAGCAUCCAUCGCUCAGUUCAGAUGCUGGCAACCAAGGCAGCUUGUCUGAAUCGACGUUUGUCUUGUUUGAGGAUGUUUUCUUCAAAUCAUGAGUAGAGCUGUGGCACUGAAGGUGGGUGUUAUAGUAGUAGAACACUUACAUCUGUCAUGAGAAUACAGCGAGGGAGCGGAGGCUAAGGUAAGUGGUUGCAGGCUCCCUUUAAGGAAUGGACGGUGGUUCCCGAACUAGUCCUUAAGGCCCACCACCAAUUCAGGAUUUAUGUAUUCGCAUACUAAUUCUAGUAAUGUAAUUAACGUGUGUCCUGACCACUUGGUUAAUACGGAGGAAGUCACGGUGCAAUGAAAUGUCUUAUGCAGUGAAUAAACUACAUUACAAUAUCUCAUGUCAAUAUAAGAAACUUGACUGAAGACCUCUUAAGGUGUAUUAUAGUGUCAGUUCAUCUUCCAUCUUUACUUUAGUGUGUUUAAGAGCAGUUUCAUAUUAGUGGUUAAAGUGGUUAUUUGCAUCUACUGGCCCACUGCUACACUUUUGUAUUUGUUAGUUUCUUCAACAAACCUUAUAGUAGAUUCUUAGCAAAAAAGGUGUGGGCUUUUUUUUCUUCCAUAUGGUACUUGGUCGGUAUCAUGUAGGUGCAGUGACACCUACAUGUGCGUGUUACUUGAAAAGGACACACAUGUUUGCUCUGAAUAUGGGUACAAGUAUUACAAAAAGGGGGCACCAUACUCUUCUGUAGAAAAGCUUCAUUGUGUAAAGAAGAGGCAAAAACUUCAUAACAAAAAAUAAUUUGAACCCACAAGAAACCUACUUCUUGGAUUAGGACUCCAUAACUAAUGAUCUGCAUGAAUGCAAGGAAAGUGUUUGAUUAUUAUGCAAUAUGCAUCUUGAAAGAGUGCUAUUGAAGGAGGGGUAAUAUCUCAUAAUGGAUGGACACUUUUGUUAUGCAAGAGUGUAACAUUUGCAUGCUUUGUUCCAUAGGAACUGUGUGUGACGAAUCCCCUAUAUUCUGAUUGAGUAUAUCCGUUAAAGAAUCUUCGAAGUGAAGCAGUGAUUAUAACUCUCACCUACCCAAACAUCAGCCGAGACUGUUUUAUUAUGGCCCAAGGUACAAUACAGAAAAUACAAAACACCCCAAAAUGCAUAUUAGUCUGAUAGGAACCCCCAUAAGUAUUAUAUCCAUGGAUAUGAGCUCACCAGCUGUCCAAAUAGCGCUCAGAUCCAUAAAUUCUAGCGGAUCGCCACUGGGGUAAAGUUCUGACCAACUGCACACGUGGUCUCAUGCCCAAAACCGUUCAAGGGUGUUUGGUGCUUUGGCCGGUCACCUUUCGGAAGUUUCCAUGCAAAGACAAACAAAUGUUUCUCCUGGCUCGUAAGUUGCGAAUGUUCGCCUAGUUCGUGCAAACAUUUCCACUGAAUAUCGCUCUCCUGUCUUGUCGGGAACGGAAGCAGGCGUCGACACGAGGUCUCUGAGGUUCGGGAGUUGAAAUAUCCGUCUUUGUGUUCCAGACACUCGACGGACAAGUGUCACUGCCCAUGUUCGGGAGGCAAGAUGGUCGCCGUUUUCUAGAGCACGUGUUGUUCGGUUAUAUUAACGGCGGCCACCCAGGGAGAGCACUUAAGCUUGUGGUUACUUUGCAGUUAACAAGCCAGGAGGGUGUUUGGUAGUUUGCAAUUACCAAAUGGUGGGAAAGCACUUUGGGUUCGGGGAAACUUGGAGGACGAAAUAGGGGGAACUCUAGAAUGUGAGAAAUGGUGAGUGUAUCACACUGUGGUGAUUAUGUUUAUUUAUUUUGUUUUUACUUUUUAAUUAAGUGGUCUAUGUGUAGUGCCCCUAUCCCUUAACCCUCCUCCUUUGUAAAACAGCAGGAUUAAGUCCACGUCUAUUGGCUGUCUUGCGUACAACCACUAGAGGUGCUUCCUUGUACCCAGUGGAGUGUUACUCCGUGAAAUGAUGUUGGACGUCCUUGCGCUUUGCAUCCUCAAAUUUUCUAUAGUAAAGCAUUGAUUUAAUGCCUUUCUAUGGAGAAUCUUUAAAGGAGUACUAUAAGCAUCCAAACAACGUUUAGCUUAAAGGGACACUCCAGGCACCCAGACCACUUCUGCCCAUUGGAGUGGUAUGGGUGCCAACUCCCACUACCCAUAACCCUGCAAGUGUAAUUAUUGCAGUUUUCAUAAACUGAAAUAUUUACCUUGAAGGGUUAAGUCCUCCUCUAGUGGCUGUCUACUAGACAGCCACUAGAGGACACUUCCAUGUUCAUAGAACACAAAAGUGUGCUAUAACGACGCUGGACGUCCUCAUGCUAUGUGAGGACCUCCAGCAUCGCUGAAAUCCCCAUUUGAAAGCAUUAUUAAAUGGUUUCCUAUGGGGAGGUCUAAUGGUCUCGGCCGCGCAUGCUCAAUAGGUCUCCCCCGCCGGAUGACAUCAGCGGGGGAGGAGCGUGGGCGGACCCUGACCCAGCGCCUAGGGACAUCUGGAUACAGGUAAGUCACUGGAGGGGUUUUAACCCCUUCAGCAACUUGGGAUGGGGGGUGGGAGGGAGAGGGGACCUGCAGUGCCAGGAAAACUGUUUGUUUUCCUGGCACUGGAGAGUCCCUUUGCUGAAGCAGUUUUAGUGUAUAGAUCAUGCUUCUGCAGUCUUGCUGCUCAAUUCACUGACAUGUAAACAUUAAAUCACUUUUAUUUCUGAUUGUGGAGCCCUUGCCAUACCUACCCUGGCUGUGACUCUCACAGCCUGCAUGGGGUAAAUAUGCUUUAAUGUUCAGCCAGAUGUUAACUUACUUUUAGAAGUUUUUAUCUCCAGCUCUGUAAAAUGAUGUUUAAUCACCCUGUAGGAUCUAGGAAGCUAUUAACAAAGCAGUGGAUAAGAAAUACUAGACAGACUGUGCAACAAAGGAACCUGGAAUAUCUAGGCUUCUUUUUAGGAAGACUGUGUAAGCCACAUGCAGGCAGGUGUGCCAUGGGCUUCAUAAACAAACAGAUUUAACUCCUCAACGGCGGAUGAGUGAGACUGCAGGUACAUGAUCUAUAUUCCAAAACUGGAGGAAAGUUUAUACAGGUGCUAUAUCGAUGAUCUACUCCUGCCUGUUUUACUUCUAGACUCCUAAAGAGUUAUUCACUAAGGUGAGAAUUGACAGGUAUUUACAGUGAAUUUCAAGUUUAAGCCUUAUAUUGCCUCCAAGUCUGUUCUGUAUCCAGUUUGGCUAUUUUUUGUCUUUCAUUUUAAAAUUUCCAGCAAGUUUUACUUUAGCGAAUAAUCCUGUUAGACUAUGAUCGCCUUGAAAGGAGAUUGAAGAGUAGAUAACGGUUUUGUGCCUGGAAAUAUUGUGUAAAAUUAAAUCUGAUAUUCAGUCUUACAAUAAAAAAAGUUUUAAAACAGCCAUUUAGUUACUGUCCUAUUUGAUUUCCCUCCUGCCUUCUACAUGUUUGCAGAUGGCGUGCAGUAAGAAUAUGCAUCUGAUAACUGCUUUAAGCAAACAUCACAACACAUGGCUUUAGAUUCAUGAUCCCAUGUGCAUGCUGGGUAGUGUGUAUGUGUCCCAUCCAGUACAGUGUAGCUGAUAAGUGACAUGUACCUGAUGUGGGUCUUUUUUAUUUUCUUUUGCUGUCUUCGUCCCAAGGAUUGGUUGAGAUCUGUAGAAAUAACUGCAGGCUGAUUAGUCUAUGGACAUACGUAGGCGCAGAGUUUAUUUGUGAACACGCCGUAUUAUGGACUUAGCUGAAUUACUUGGUGUGAACCAGAACAGAAUCCAAGAAUCACUCCGUGUGUGUGUAUGUAGUAACCAUUUCUCUAACAGAUUUAGUCCGUUUUAACGUCCUUGGUGUUUUGUUUUUUUGUUUGUUUUUUGUUUUUUUUUAUCUGCUGCUAUCCACUAUUCCAGCUAUAUCUUAUUUGGGAGAAUUCUAGGAGUUGUAGUCCGCCAGCUAGUAGCCUCACAAACUGUAUGUAGAGGCCAUGUACAAACUGUCAAUUCCUCUGGCAGUAAAAUAGUUAACAGACGUCAGGUCACCUGUCAGUCUCCAGAGGUAGAAUUAUUUUUGAUUCCCCUCACAUGGUGACCUGCUGGUAGAAUAUCAAAAUGGAAAGUGCAGUGUUUUAUAAAUUACCUGCUUCCUCUGUGAGCUAAUGGUAUUCAAAAGGACGAUCUAAACUAGGCAGCAAAAUGCCAGUUAAUCUCACCGUACACUAUUUUUAGACUGAUUUAAAAUGAUCUUGUUACCAUGGAAACAGAACAUGUCUGAAUGGAUUUUGUAUUUUUAUUUUUUUACAGUAGAAUGAAAUAUUCCAGACAUAAAUGGGUUACGAUUUUGAGAUGGCUUAUUUUAGCAUUCCAGUUGCAAGAUGUCUAAAUUGGGUGACUGAUGGGUAGCACCCAGCUGUUAUCAAGCUACUUCUCCCAUGAUGCUUUGUCAUUCUACAUUUUUGGCCGCCCCUGCUCUAAAAAUCUCUCCUGUACAGUGCUGGAGGUGUCUGUAAUCCCAUUUACAUUAAUCUUAUGGCAUGCUUUCAAGAAAAGUGCCCUAUAUCUGGGUGCAGUCUUGUUCUGAAUCUUUAACACCUUCAUGGCCAUUGGUGUUGAGAACUGUCAUGGUAUACGGAACCUCUGGUCUUGAGUUCGUUAGUUGUGCUGGGUCUAAUAGUAGUGUAUAGUGGCACAGGCAUCAUGCAUUUUCUUUAAAUCACACCGGCCUUCCAUUAUUCUUUGUUAGUAACUUUUAAACUUGUUAAAGGGAAACGAUCACCAGUUUUUUAAAAAUGGUUUACUUAUCUGCCAUGUUUAACAAAUGUAAAAAAAACAAUAAUUCCUUUUUUUUAACUGUGUACCUCCAGCUUAUCUCCCUGUCUGUCAUUGCUAUAAGUCAGGGCUCGAUAAAUCCCAGGUCGCCAUUGUGACUAUAAAUUUCACCCUGGCGCCUCCCUCCAUGGAGCCUCCCUUCCUGGGGUGCAUGGAGGUGGCCGGCCGCCCACACGCGAGGAAGCAAUGAUCUUCCUGCAGCUCCUUUCUGUUCCCUCGCCCUGUAUAGUGAUGCUGGGAGUUGAAAUAUGUCAUUCCGGCCCCGUCAUCACUAUAGUGAGCAUAGAGAAGCUGCAGGUAGAUUACUGCUCCCUCACGUGCAGGAUGAGAGAGCAGCCCCACCGAACCCCAGGGAAAGAUCCCCUCUGAUUGCAUGAAAGGUGUUUUUUACUCCCCCUUUUUCCCACGCGGUGCCAGUUUCGCUGCAGCUUGUCCUUUAUAGCUGAGAUCAUCAAUCUUUAUGAUCUCAGCUAAGCCUAUGAUUUCUCAUAGCAAAGCAUUGGGAGGAUAUUGCGCAUAUUCUCUAUCGGUAACAAACCUGUAUUCUGGACCCUAUAGCGUUAAAAAUGCCAUCUGCCUUGUAAAUAUAGUAAAAUCUUAACUUUAUUCUGAUCUGUCUGCUUGGCUGACAUCAGAAGUGUUGAUCUGAGCCAAUCACACUGCUUUCCAUAGGAUUGGCUGAGACUGUCAAUGAGGCAAGUCAAGCACAGCCCUGGCCAGUCAGCAUCUCCUUAUAGAAAUUAAUUUAAUCAAUGCAUCUCUAUGAGUAAAGUUCAGUGUCUGCAUUCAGAAGGUGGAGACACUGAAUGUCAGUCACACUGCAGCACUACCCCAGGAAGCACCUCUAGCAGCCAUCUGAGGAGUGGCCAAUGAUGUUAUUCCUAGGCUGUAAAGCUUUGAGUUUUCCUUUUUAAGUUCCUGCAGUCUAUCUGCCCACCCCCCCAACCACUGAUGAUCAAUGUUUUUCUUGGAGAAAUCAUCUAUAGCAGAGGUGGCCAAUUACCCCACCAGCUGUUCGUAGAACAAUAACACUUGUGAUGCUUGGCCAGCAUCUUAAGGUUGGUGGAGGGUCAUGAUAGUGCUUUUCUAAACCAACUGGGGGCACUCUAAGUUCAUACAUUAUUUUAAAGCUGUUGGUGCAUUAAACAAAACCAACAGUGUGUCAGCGCUAUAGGAUAUAACAAAUAUAGUAAGGCAGCACUUGAUCCCAGUGAUACAGAAGUAUACACAAAUACAAAAAAAAAAAAAUUACCACAAAAGCGUGCUAAACUGAUCUGAAAAUAUAGAAAAACAGAGAAUAGUGCAGACCAUCUGAACUAAUAUAGGGGGGUAUAAGGGAAAAAAACACAUUGACCAGAGCCCUAUCACCCCUGGCUCUGGGUUUGUAAUGCUCCACUUGAGAGGGAAAACUCCCACACUGGUAGGCUUCCAAAUGGUGUGUUCACUUGAAAACUGGUUAAGCUGUGCAAUAUAGGACAGAGAGAGGCAGGACCUCCAAUUGAAUAGUAUCAAAUACACUUUAUUAAAAGACAACAGUAAAAAACUCUUACUUUGCGAGUGGUGGGUUAUGCUGACAUAGCUACCCACAUAAAAACAUAUAAAAAACAGUUUAGUAGCCCUCCCUCUCUAAGGUAUCAAUAUCCUUCUGAAGAUACGGUCUCCAGUACUGUGUACAAUACUCCAAGUGAGGUCUCACCAGUGUUCUGUACAAUGACAUGAGCACUUCCCUCUUUCUACUGCUAAUACCUCUCCCUAUACAACCAAGCAUUCUGCUAGCAUUUCCUGCUGCUCUAUUACAUUGUCUGCCUACCUUUAAGUCAUCAGAAAUAAUCACCCCUAAAUCCCUUUCCUCAUAUGUUGAGGUUAGGACUCUAUCAAAUAUUCUGUACUCUGCCCUUGGGUUUUUACGUCCAAGAUGCAUUAUCUUGCACUUAUCCACAUUAAAUGUCAGUUGCCACAAUGCAGCGGCACUCACUCCCUGGCCAGACUGGCCUGCAUGGACAUUGGUUAUUGACACUCAUGCACAAAAGCAUGGUCUUGUGAACAUGCUCUCCAGUGUCAACCAGUGUUAUCAUAGGGGGAACUCCUUGUAAUCUAUGCUGCCUUCCUGAUUUUUAGGAAGAGGAGGAGAGGAAGGAAAUCGAGAGCUGUUGCUUGGUUUCUAUGCUGUAAUUUUAGUGCUAUACUACUAGAAACUAUUUGUGUCACCAUCUAAGUGUGGAAUCCCUGUAUAAUGAUCAUUUAGUGCGGGUAAGGACCGUAUCUGCUUCAAUAAAGCAGGAAUGGCCAUCCAGUUGCUCUGUGGCUGGUCUUCAGUUCCUGUUCUUAGCUGCUAAACUCUGAGUUUUAGUUCAGAUGGGAGAUAUGCAUUUAAAGCGGGACUAUCGUGCUGAACUUGCCUUUCCCCAAUCACUUCCUUUUCUCUCCCUCUGUCAGGAUCUAUUCUUUAUUUCUUCCUGUCUGCUCUAGUUUUCUUUAAAACAUAAGACAAAGUAGGGACUACUUGUCUUAUGGAGGUUUCUUACGCCUGACCAUCUUUGACCAACGGAGGAGCAAAGUGUGCUCAAGUUUCCUGUGGUCAGAGAAAUUUUCCCACAAUUCUUUCAAUUCCCCCUGUGUUCUCGCAAUGCAGCCCUUCUAUAUUUCCAAACACCAGCAAACCUACCGAAUUUUGCUGUAACAGAAUGAGAGCAGUUCGUCCAUUCGUGUUAGGACAAAAUUCAGGACUUUAGUUCGGUUCGAAAUUUAAUUUGAAUGAAUGAACUUCUGAUCUAAUGGCGGCUGCAUCUUGCAGCCGCUUAGUAGAUAGCUCCCUAAUUCCCAUAAUAUCAGGAAGCUAUCUACCAGAAGGCUGAAAGACCAAGAUUGGUCUUUCAGCCAGCUUUAUUAAUACCAAGUAAAAAUUACUUGGUAUUAGUAAUUAUUUUGCCCCUACUUGCUAUAUUGCAAGUAGGGGCAUAGCUUGUAAACGGUGAGCAGCCCACCCUUCUAAAAUGGGGGACAUAGUUUCUGCCCCGAGCUACGCGAGUGGGGGCUAUGCAACGGGGCUCCCACCCGCCACUCAUGGCGGUCGGGGGCCCUAAAUGAAAAUGGGGAGGGGGCGGACCUAUUGUCCUCUCCCCGGCCCCCCCACCCAUGAGUGGCGACCCUAAAUGAAGGUGGGGGUGGGGCAGCAUGACCUAUUGUCCUCCCACCUAUGAGUGGCGGGUGGGUGACUGGACCUAUUGUCCACCCGGCCCACACCCAUGAGUGGUGAGUGGGGGCCCUAAAUGAAAAUGGGGAGGGUGACCUAUUGUCCCCCAGCCCCCACCCAUGGGCGAAUGGUGUGGGCUAAAUCUGAAAAAAAAACAAAAAACAACCCAGGUGACUAGGGGUGCCCUAGUCACCCCCCAAAAAAGUGAAGUACUACCUAACCCCCUCACCCUAAAAUUAGUGAGGGGAGAGACCAUAAAUCUGAAUCCCUAUAAAUAAAUAAAAUACUUACCAUUUGAUGUUGCUUUAACCAACCUAUCAGAGCACUCUGAGCCUAAUUGCAGGGCGUGGGAAGGCUUUUGUAAGAGUUUCCCCGCCCUGCGGAGCUCCGUCUGUGCCGUGCCCUUGCUGGGUUAAGAUGGAUUAUUUUUUUUUAGAGUUUGGGUUUAUUUUUUAUUAUUUUUUUAAUUGUUUUAAUUUAUUUUUGGGGGGGGGGGUGUUUAGAAAAAAGACCUCAAAUGGUAAUUUAUUUACAGGGAUUUAUAUUUAUGGAUUUAUAUUUAUUGUGCUAUAUUGGUAUGUUACCCAGCGAUUAACACAUUGUAUUCACUAAACACUUGAUUGAUAACAGUCUCUGUUUCCAUCCUUUUCUGUCUAGGUUCGCGUGGUGCUAAAGUACAGACACUGUGAUGGCAGCCUGUGCAUUAAAGUAACAGAUGAUGUUGUGGUAAGUAGUGAUACUUUCUGACCAUGGUGGCUUUUUAAACUCCUAACUAGUAAAGCCCAUCAUAAUUUAAAUUUUCCUAGCACUCUGUGUGAGAAUUUUUUUCUUUUUUUUUCUUUCUCCAUAUCCAAUCUUUAUGUAUUAUGUGUCUACCAAUAUUUCAACUGCUUUUCCAGUCAUAUUAGUGUGCUUUCCUCCAACUUCAUCACAUGUACAUUGUUUACCAUGCAUGUCAUAUGCUGUAGCUUGUGGGAGCAUCAUUUUCUUGUUUAAUUAUUUUGAGGGGGUGUAGAAUAUUUUCUAACAGGAAAAUCUCUUACCCAGGUCUGCCUGUGUGGAGCCUAAGCUGGAUUUACAAGCAGACCUGUCAGAAAACAAAAUAUGCCUAGUCUGUCUAUACAUGGGCCCUGCUCUUCUAAUCAGUGUAGACAUUUUUAAACGUUCCAUUUCUUAGGAGUAAAUUUGACUCUGCCAAAUCCAUAAACCUCUUUCCCCUAAAACAUGACACUGACAGCUGGAAAUACUUUAUAUCUAGACCCAUUAUAAGCUUGGCCCUAUUGUAAUCACUUAAGGGUUCUUUGUUAGCUCUCUCACUUUUUUUACACAUGGUGGCACUAGGUCUUUGAUUCACUCUGUUAUUUUAUUUCAGCACUGAGUUAUGUGACUUAGGGGAGACUGUCAGAGGGAUUUUCUCCUUUUUCAUCUUUCCUUCAGGGACAGCAUAGAACACCCUUGAAGGUGUUUAUUUUAGGAGCUAUAGGUGAUUGUAUUUUGGAUCUACAUCUCUCCUUCUAUUGCUGCCCUUUAAAGCAUCCCUUAAUGAGGUGUGAUUCCUCGCUAUACACUACUAGGGACAGCACAGGUGUUUCAUUUAGGAGCAAUAGGGCAGAUUCAUUUUAUAUAUACAUCCCUUUUGUUAUCCUCUGGUUGCCUGUAUUAUGGCUAUUAGCUCUACCCCAUUUUUGAGGCUAGUAACUUAGUAAGCCUCUUCUGCUGUUGAUACUUGGUAUAUUUAUCCAUAUUAAUUUUGAGUCCUAAGUCUGAUUCUCCAUAUAUAUAGUGCCUUUCUUUGUUUAUAAUUAAAAUAAAGUAUUUUUUAUUUUAUCAACUUUCUGUGGCACCUUUUGGAACUAGUAGGCUGUCUGUUAUAUGGAUAACUUCUAUCAGUACUCAGUGCUGAACUUCUGAGUCAUAAUAUGUAUUAAGAAUUUCCUGUACUUCGUUUAAAACCAGUUUUGAGUCUUUUUUUUUUUUUUUUUUUUUGUGAGAUUCUAGCAUUUUCUAAUACCCCUGCGGACUAAACGAUAAGCUUUUAUGUAUUGUGGGUUUUUCUUUUCCCUCUGGUUUCAUUAAACCUACGUUCAGAGAGGAGUUUAUAAUGUGAAUGCAGAGGGCGGUUAGGAUGCUACUUGGGGAUCAAAAGACCUAGUGAAGGGUGUAGUAUGACUGUGUUCUAGAUUUGCAUCAUGGCUUUUGGGUUUUAUAAAGAGAGAAGCGAGGUUGAUAUGACUUCUUUUGGCAAAUGUAUUGAAAACAAAUUGGUGGAGGGAGGUUAGACCGGAGGGGACAUGCUAAAUUUGAGCAAACCGCUGGACUUCUACUUUACAGUAUGAGACAGGGAAUGGACAUUUACUUGUCUGUAGCUGAUCAUGGCAAACACUUACAUUACAGUAAUUUGGUAUGUCCCCCUCAUCUGGCUUCAAGUGGAAACAAGAGACCCAAUCUUCUGCUUCUUGGAUGGAACACUGUUAAAUUUCCAUUUAGUAUAAAGAUUAAAGAAUCUGGUGAAAGACUUAUGGCAUGUGGAACAUGAAUAGGCAUCUUAUUUUUCUCUUUUCAGUGUUUAUUGUACAGGACCGACCAGGCGCAGGAUGUAAAGAGGAUUGAGAAAUUCCACAGUCAGCUGAUGAGAGUAAUGGUUGCCAGGGAAUCCCGCAGCACUGCCAUGGAAACAGACUGAGCGUCUGAUAGCGCAGAGAAACGUGUUUCGUAUUCAUCACCAUGAGACAACAACUGAGGAAACAACAUAAUAGGAUGCUCAGAUUAACUGAGAGAACGCUGAAAACAAACAAGAGGGCAGUUUGUGUCUAUUGGACGUCUGGGGAAGUUUUUAUAUAUUCUUUCAGUUGAAAGACUCUAUUUAUUUUUGGAAUUGGAUCAAGAAAUAUAAACCCAACUCUGGACGGCAUUCUUCCAAAAUAAGCAGUGUUUGGCAGGAUGUAAACUUGUAACUUUUUCAUUUUUUUUUGACAUGGUGCAAAUUUACUCUAAAAAUUCAAUUUGCAAAAUGAGUCUGCCUUGUGAAAUGGUUUCACAGGAUCCUUCUAAAACAUAAAACUUUCAAUCUGAUAUAAUCCAAGCUAGAUAAAUGCUUGAAGUUUGUUUUUUUGUUUUUUUUGUUUUUAUUUUUUUUUUCUCCCACCCCCCCCCCAUUCUUUUUCUGUUUGUACCUCCAGUUGUGUGCCCAACAAUGCAAUCUUUGUCUUAAAUCAAUAUGAUUUUUGAUUGUGAAGAAUCCCAUUUUUUAACUGUGCUAUUUACAUAGUUAAGUGCAAAAAUAGUGUGCCCAAUGUUAAUAGCGCUAAUACGGUUAUAUUGUGUAAAUCUGGGGAUUCCUGGACACCAAUACGAAUUCAGGAUAGCAAAUCAAAAUGUCUGCCUCUUCUUGAAAACAGGGUUAUUAAUACAUAAAAAGUUAGAAUGUUUUGUUGAAUACAAUUUUAUUUUUUUUCCUCUUUAUUGAAUCUUCUGUAUGUACCUGUUAGAAAAAAACAAAUUUUGGAAAUGAGUUAAAGAGGAACUGUCACGUUUGAGUAUUUUUGAAUCCAGCAAAUAAACAUAGCUGUUAUUUGAGUUAAUUAUU